Molecule: messenger RNA, 951 nt
Organism: Trichophyton verrucosum HKI 0517
Lineage: Eukaryota; Fungi; Ascomycota; Eurotiomycetes; Onygenales; Arthrodermataceae
Exons: 1
Coding region: 1-951 (316 amino acids)
Source: RefSeq, a predicted model, not a curated record
AUGUUGUUGGCUCUCCCGCUUGAGCUUCGCCUGAAAAUCUACAUGUUCUACUUCAUGUCAGUCACAAUUUAUCUCGGAGACCCUCGCCCAGCUGGAAUAUUCUUUACAGAAAGAUACGGGCCGAAAUACGACCCGCUAGCGAUCCUUCGUACCUGUCGCCAAAUAUUUCGUGAAGCGGGCACUCUAUUCCUUGGAAGCGUUAAAUUCUCUACUGAUCACCCUGAUUACUCGGUCUGUCACUUUAAUCGAUUACAUCUGCAGCUUCGUUCGAGGAUCCGCCAUGUGGAGCUUAGAUUGGCCUCUUUCACCUGGCUUCUGUCCGAAAUACCGGAAUCUUCGAUUGCAUAUAGGUUUAAUCUGAUACCCGGUCUUCGGCUGGAUACACUUACUGUCUAUGGAACGAAGUCGUGUUAUGACCUUGUUGACGGAUUCGUGAAGUUUGGUAAUGGUUGGAAAGAAUUACGAAUCAUUGUCCCAUCGUUAAAUGCGGAUGCGUUUAAAAAAGUCGUCGCCAUGGCAGCUCCAGAUGCAAUGGAAACACAACGGCCAACAAUUACUUGGCAAUCUUUGAUUGAGGAGCGCGAUGGCACUGACUCCAACGCGUCCGUGUCUCUCUACUGCACAACACAGCCCUGGAUAAUCAAGUCCGUACUAGAUCCAUCUACGCGAGAGCUGGUUUCGUCAACAAAUCUGCAGGAUCUGGCCUCAAAAAAGGAAAUUGGCGAGUUAUUGUUCAUUUUGAAACGUGGCGAAGGCGCUACUUACGCCGUUCACCAUAAUACAGCCAGAGCAGCAGUUCAAGAAUUGGCCUCCCAGCGCGAGAAAAGUGAAGACCCGUCGUUAAAGGAAGCUAUAGAAUGUAUGAGGGAGUUUGAUCCGAUACUCAACAGGAUUAGGGCCGAGGCUGAGUAUGCUUCCAGGUGGGCUUCGUGGCAGGGAGCAACGUUGUGA